This is a messenger RNA of Aspergillus heteromorphus CBS 117.55, 1917 nucleotides long. RefSeq names its product putative feruloyl esterase. The record is from RefSeq and is a predicted model, not a curated record. The transcript has a single exon. Bases 234 to 1856 code for a protein of 540 amino acids. NCBI's taxonomy places the organism in Eukaryota, Fungi, Ascomycota, Eurotiomycetes, Eurotiales, Aspergillaceae.
AUUCACCGUCGAUAAUCCUCAUUGCAUGUGCUGUGUGACUGCCAGGGGAUGAAAACUAGCUUCCCCUCUUUUCCUCUCCCUUUUCUUUCUCACCUCUGUUCUCUCUUCUCUCCUCUUCUCUCCUCUCUUUAACACUCACAAGCACUAACCCAACCCGCCAUCUCAGCUUUGUGUCUCCCCCCCCCUGCAUUUAACUAUUUUUUACUAUCAUUUGAUAUAAGUCCAUUACUACCAUGCAGCUGGCCCUCGGCACCCGCGUGCUGCCGUGGCUGCCGCUGCUCUGGCAGUCACCGUCGCCGCCCCAGCGCUUGCCCCAGCCCUGCGCCAACCUGUCGCUGCCGCUGAUCCCCGACGCCGAGAUCGUGUCCAUCACCAGCCGCGAAGUCCACAACUACACCCUCCCCCAGUUCCCCGGCCAGCAGCUGAGCUUCUGUGACGUCAACAUCACCCUCACCCAUACUGACGCUGACGAGGCUGAAUACAAUGACUUCGCGCACGUCUCCGUCUGGCUUCCCCUGAACGCCACCGACUGGAACGGCCGCUUCCAAGCCACCGGCGGCGGCGGACUCGCGGCAGGAUUCCCAUCAGGGCCUUUGCAGAUCCUAGCCGUCAGCCAGGGCUACGUCGCUGCAGCCACGGACGGCGGCCUGACCCUGAACGGAACCAUCGACCCCCAGUCCGGCAGCUGGGCUCUCCGUCCCGACGGCUCGCUGAACACCGCCUUACUCGACAACUAUGCGCAUCGCUCCACCCACGACCUCGCUGUUAUCGGGAAGAUCCUCACCGAGAGGUUCUACGGUAAACCGCCCACUUACUCCUACUUCAGGGGCUGCUCGACCGGCGGCAGACAGGGAUAUUUUGCGGCCGCGCUGUAUCCGAGGGAUUUCGAUGGGAUUUCGGCGGCUGCCCCCGGCAUUAACCUUCCUCAUUUGUUUGGAACGUUCUUCUGGCCGCCUAUUCUGAUGAUGCAUGGGGUUGUGCCGCCGCAGUGUGUUUUCGAGGUGUUUCAAAAGGCCGUCGUUGAGAAGUGUGAUCCGCUGGAUGGGGCGGUAGAUGGGUUGAUUUCUAAUUAUCUUCCGGAAGCGUGUCAGUUUGAUCCCGCGGUGCUGGUUGGUAAGACCGUUGAUUGCGAGGAGACCAAGUCGACUGUUACCAUCACACCGAAACAUGCAAGGCUGGUUCAUCAGAUUCUAAAAGGCCCUCAUCUCUCUGAUGGCCGCAAGCUGUGGCACGGCCUGGCCCCUGGGGCGUCCUUCCGCGGCAUUGCCAACACGGUUGCUCGCAACGGGAGCGAUAUCAUGACCAUCAAACCCUUCGGUCCCAUUGUCGGCUGGACCAAGAACUUCGUGUUCCAAGACCCGACCUACGAUGUCUUCGCCAUGGAUUUUGUCGACUUUGACGUUGCCGCGAUCCUUUCCAUCGCCAAGUUCCGCGGCAUUCUCGGCUCCGAAGACCACCGUUUGUUUGGCUUCCAGCGCGCCGGCGGGAAACUGCUCUCGUGGCAUGGCCUGGCGGAUGAGAUUAUUCCUUCGUCGGGGACCGUGACGUUUCGCCAAUGGGUCGAGGAAGAUGUUGGGGGCCCCGAAGUCGCGGAUGGCUUCUAUCGCUUGUUUCUGGCUCCCGGCGUGGGUCACUGUGGGGGAGGGUAUGGGCCGGUUCCGACGGAGGAGAUGGAGGCGUUGGUUCGUUGGGUCGAGGAGGGCAGGGCGCCGGAUACACUUGCUGCGGAGAUCGUGGAUUCGGCAGGCGAGAAGGUGUCGCGUCAGCUGUGUCGCUAUCCGGAUGCACUGGUGUAUGAUGGUCAUGGCGAUGUCAAGCUGGCUAGUAGCUUUCACUGUGGGUCGCUCGAUGGCUGAUCGUGUUGGAUCGCGGUCAGGAAAGGGUGUUCUGUAAACUAGUCCCGAUAUGAUUCUUGAG